AUCCUACUUAUAAUGCAGGCACACUAACUGGCCACUAGAUGGGGCGCUGUAUGAAGUGAUGCGGGAGUAAAGGCCGGUCUCUAUGGCCUCUGUGAUCCCAACAGACUGCUAUGGCUCUCUCAGCAGCACUCAGGCUUCAGUCUCUGCGCUCUCUGGCCCCUCACUGCAAGCUCUUUGCAUCUGCUCUCCAAUCACACACACAGCAGCCAUGCCGGUCUCACCGCCUUGCUCCAACAGACGACGAACUCUAUCAGAGAACCACUGUUACCCGCCUAGAGAGAGACUCUGCGGAGUUCAUGUUUAUUGAGACUUACAGCUCACAGGGGUUCAUUAUUAAUGGGGACAAAGUAGUGGGCCCGUGUGCUGUCAUUCCGAAGGCCAUCCUGCAGUGGAACGUCGGGUCUUACAAAGAUAUCAACUUGGAGAGUCUGUCAUUGUUUCACAUGCUGUCUCCCAGGAUAGAAAUCCUAGUUGUGGGAACAGGUGACAGAGUGGAGAGGCUGGACCCCAACAUCCUAAAAUUCAUGAGACAGAAAGGGGUCGCUGUAGAGGUGCAGGAUACGGCCAACGCUUGUGCAACCUUUAACUUCCUUGUAAGUGAAAGACGAAUCACAGCAGCUGCUCUUAUCCCUCCCCAGCUGGUUCCCAAGGAUCCGUUGUAGCAACCGGACUGCUAAUCUGGGCUCAUUACAUGGACUGGUACCAGUGGAAGCCUUGCUGGGGUUUCUGGGUGUAUGAAUGGACAAGCAGGGAUGCCAGUUUGACACAGGGUAUUGAUACCUAUGGAGCAAGGACUCGUUGUGUUAUGACUAACUUUAUGCACCAUAUGCCUCGGUUUCUCUUUCACUCCUCAAGCUUAAAGGGGAAACCCGAGUAACAAUUUAAUUUUGCAGCAUUUACACAUACGCGAGUGAAGAACCCCAUGAUAUGGUCUCUUUUUACUGUUUGUAAAUUCAGGAACAUGUGUACCUCACAGAAUGGUGGACAAGCAGUCAUCCUCCAUUUUUUCUGAACAACAACUCCCAGCACUGUCACUGGGAUUCUGUAAGUUGUAAUCACCUCUGGUGGGCUGCAAGUUGCCCCUUAGUAUUUUGCAACAAAAAGCUAAAGGCAUCUGUUAAGUUCCCAUAAUGUAUUCUAUUUUAUAAGUAAAAGAGUCAUCCAUUAAUAUUAAUUUAUACAUGUUUCAGUGUUUAUUUGCAGUCAAAUGGGACAUAAAAAAUGGUAAUCAUUCAGCUUUUCCAUUCUGUGAGAUGAAACUCAUGUGGCGGUUACACAGGAUAAGGGCUUGGGUGUGAGGCAUGCUCGGGCAGCGGCAGGCACCUUCUUUAUUGGAAGCCCUCUGUAAAGCAAAGGGUGGGAUGCCCAUGCCCCUGUGCGUCUAACAGUCCUUGGCAUGAAGUCAGGCAGAUGUGGCUAAGGCAGCCCGUGGUGAUCCAUACGGCAAGCACAUGCAGUAUGUCGGCAGGCACAGUUUCUGCUGUAGGGGCAUGGCGGCAUCAGGCAAAUGGAUGGCGGCACCGGUGGCUUUAGAAUAGUCGCUUCUCGUACCUACGGCAGAAAUGGGGAAGGUUUAGAACAAUGUCUCAGUUCUUUGUAAAUAACACGGCAAUAGAAAGCAGUUUGUCUGUCCUUUACUAUUUUCUCCUCCAAUUCCCACAAUGCCUUGCACACUUGUGUUUUCCUUCUUAAGUCUGUUACAGAACAUGCAAAGCAUUGU
Xenopus tropicalis (tropical clawed frog) is the source of this 1720-nucleotide messenger RNA. RefSeq names its product NADH:ubiquinone oxidoreductase complex assembly factor 3 (gene ndufaf3). Bases 111 to 662 code for a protein of 183 amino acids. Gene Ontology annotation, cellular component: nucleus; mitochondrial inner membrane. Gene Ontology annotation, biological process: mitochondrial respiratory chain complex I assembly. The transcript has 6 exons. NCBI's taxonomy places the organism in Eukaryota, Metazoa, Chordata, Amphibia, Anura, Pipidae. The record is from RefSeq and is a predicted model, not a curated record.